Molecule: messenger RNA, 631 nt
Organism: Tarenaya hassleriana
Lineage: Eukaryota; Viridiplantae; Streptophyta; Magnoliopsida; Brassicales; Cleomaceae
Exons: 1
Coding region: 207-485 (92 amino acids)
Source: RefSeq, a predicted model, not a curated record
AUUAUUAUUAUUUCCUUAAUGCGUGUGCAUUUUUGGGAGUUUUCCCCCACAUUGAUAUUUGACAUACACUCCCUCAGGCACACACAAACAUCCUCUACUCCCAUUUCACUUCACACACAUCGGCUUUCCCAAUCUCACCUGAAUCUCUCUCUCUCUUUCUCUCUGUCUCUCUCUCUCUCCUGGUAGAGAGAACCAAACCGGUAAACAUGGAGCCACCGCCGACGACGACGACGGCGACGUUCCAAGACCAGCAGAGCCACUACAACUCGCAGCACCGCUCCAUAGAGACCCUCGUCGUGGUCCUCGCAGUCAUCACCAUCUUGGCCGUCCUGGCCGGCGUCCUGGCUCGUUUGUGCGGCGGCCACCGCGGUGACCACGACAUCGAGGGCUGGGUCGAGAGUAAAUGCCGCAGCUGCAUCGACGCCGGCGUCCCCCCCUCCGCCGCUCCUCCUCCUCCGGCGGCGGCGGAGGAAGCCAAGAAGUGACAAGAGUGGAUUCUGUUUUCUUUCUGCUUCUGCUACUGCAACAACAGUGGUGAGUCUAGUAAAACACUUGUAACAUCAUCAUCAUCAUCAAGAUGAGAACUUUAAUUUGGGGGCCUGAUCAUUAUGAUGAUUCAGAGUUUCUUGGA